Molecule: messenger RNA, 3474 nt
Organism: Syngnathus typhle (broad-nosed pipefish)
Lineage: Eukaryota; Metazoa; Chordata; Actinopteri; Syngnathiformes; Syngnathidae
Gene: slc4a5a
Product: solute carrier family 4 member 5a
Exons: 23
Coding region: 1-3063 (1020 amino acids)
Biological process (GO): monoatomic anion transport; regulation of intracellular pH; bicarbonate transport
Cellular component (GO): plasma membrane
Molecular function (GO): sodium:bicarbonate symporter activity; monoatomic anion transmembrane transporter activity; solute:inorganic anion antiporter activity
Source: RefSeq, a predicted model, not a curated record
AUGGACACGCUACAGCGUGAAGGGGAUGAACUGGAGUGGAAAGAGUCUGCAAGAUGGGUGAAGUUUGAGGAGAAAGUAGAAGAAGGAGGCGAGAGGUGGAGCAAACCGCACGUGUCCACGCUGUCCUUGCACAGUCUGUUUGAGCUCCGGACGUGUCUUCAGACAGGAACCAUUCUUUUGGACCUGGAUGGAUAUUCUUUGCCCCAAAUAGUUGAUGACAUCAUUGAAAGACAGAUAGAAGAAGGCAUGAUCAUGCCUGAGCUGCGAGAGAAGAUCACGUUUGUUCUGCUGAGGAAACAUCGACACCAGACCAAGAAGCCAAUCCAUCGCUCUCUAGCUGACAUUGGGAAGUCUAGUUCUUCCACCUCUCGUCCAGUGGGGCCGAGAGGAGCACCUGGCCCAGUGCCGGUGGCCAACUACAAUCGAUCCACAGAGGACCUCAAUAUCAAACAGCAGUCUAGCAACUAUGGCCGCCUCCGUGAGUGUCACGCUCAGAGUCGGAGUAUGAACGACAUUGCAGAUACUCCAAGCACAGACCAGCUGAAAAACAAAUUCAUGAAGAAGAUCCCCAGAGAUGCUGAGGCCUCCAACGUGCUGGUGGGAGAAGUGGAUUUCCUCAACAAACCCUUUGUUGCCUUUGUUCGCUUGUCACAAGCUACAACACUUGGAGGUUUGACAGAGGUGCCUGUGCCCACCAGAUUCCUGUUCAUUCUCUUGGGGCCACAGGGAAAGGCCAAGUCGUAUAACGAGAUAGGCCGAGCCAUAGCAACACUGAUGGUCGAUGAUCUCUUCAGCGAUGUAGCUUACAAAGCCAGAGACCGUGAAGACCUUAUUGCAGGCAUCGAUGAGUUUUUGGAUGAGGUGAUUGUGCUUCCGCCCGGGGAAUGGGAUCCCAAAAUCCGUAUUGAGCCACCCAAGAAAGUUCCCUCGGCAGACAAAAGGAAGUCUGUGUUUUCCUUAAAUGAAUUGGGACAGAUGAACGGUACAGCGGGUGGAGGAGGAGGUCUGGUUGCGGAUGAGGAAAUGCCAGUACAACAUGAACUGGGAGAGGAACUGGCCUUUACUGGACGCUUCUGUGGUGGAUUAUAUUUGGACAUAAAGCGCAAAUUGCCUUGGAUACCCAGUGAUUUCUACGAAGGUUUCCACAUUCAGUCCAUCUCUGCUGUGCUCUUCAUCUACCUGGGCUGCAUCACGAAUGCCAUCACCUUUGGUGGCUUGCUGGGAGAUGCCACAGAUAACUACCAAGGUGUAAUGGAAAGUUUUCUUGGUACAGCUCUGGCUGGCUCUGUUUUCUGUCUGCUUGCGGGUCAGCCUCUCAUCAUUCUCAGCUCAACUGGACCCAUUCUCAUCUUUGAAAAGCUCCUGUUUGAAUUCAGCAAGAAUAACAACAUUGAUUACAUGGAGCUGCGCUUGUGGAUAGGCAUCCACUCAUGCUUGCAGUGUUUCAUCCUGGUGGCAACUGACGCCAGUUACAUUAUCAAGUACAUGACACGUUUUACUGAAGAGGGCUUCUCCAGCCUUAUUUCCUUCAUCUUCAUCUCUGAUGCGAUCAAGAAGAUGGUGGGCUCCUUCAAAUAUUACCCUAUCAACACCAAUUUCAAGCCGGACUACGUCACCGCUUACAAGUGUGAGUGCUUGGCGCCAGACCCGGAUAACAGCUCUGAAACCUUCCUUUUUCUCACUAUGCAUCACCCAACCACUCGGCAGUUGAAUGUGACAGCUCUUGACUGGAGCCAGCUGAGUAAGAAGGAGUGUUUGAAGUACGGGGGCUCCUUGGUGGGGAAUUCCUGCAAGUAUGUCCCGGAUCUGGCUCUUAUGUCCUUCAUUCUCUUCUUUGGAACAUACUCCAUGACUGUCAGCCUCAAGAAGUUCAAGUUUAGCCGCUACUUUCCCACUAAGCUUAGGAAACUCAUCAGUGACUUUUCUAUCUUCAUGUCAAUUAUGACGUUUGUGGGUCUCGACAUGCUAAUAGGCCUUCAAACUCCCAAGUUAAUUGUACCAACAGAAUUUAAGCCAACUCGACCUGGUCGGGGCUGGCUGGUGUUGCCGUUUGGGAAGAACCCCUGGUGGGUUUACUUGGGCAGUUUUGUCCCUGCCCUCCUUGUCACUAUCCUCAUUUUCAUGGAUCAGCAAAUCAGUGCUGUCAUUGUCAACCGCAAGGAGAACAAACUGAAGAAAGGUUGCGGCUACCACUUGGAUCUAUUCUGGGUGGGGGUCCUGAUGGCCGCUUGCUCCUUCUUGGGUCUGCCCUGGUAUGUAGCUGCCACCGUCAUCUCUAUCGCCCACAUCGACUCUUUAAAGAUGGAAAGCGAAUCCAGUGCUCCCGGAGAGCAGCCGCAAUUCCUCGGAGUCAGAGAACAACGAGUGACAGGCAUUCUGGUGUUUGUUCUCACUGGGGUCUCCAUCUUCCUUGCACCAGUGCUAAAGUACAUCCCGAUGCCUGUGCUGUACGGCGUCUUCCUCUACAUGGGUGUAGCUUCCCUCAGCGGAAUUCAGUUCUGGGACAGGAUUAAAUUGUACAUGAUGCCAUCCAAGCAUCAACCUGACCUCUCCUACCUGCGUCACGUUCCUCUGAGAAGGGUCCAUCUGUUCACCUUGAUCCAGAUCAUAUGCCUGGCUGUACUCUGGAUACUCAAAUCGACAUUUUUAGCUAUCAUCUUUCCAGUUAUGAUACUGGGUCUGAUGGUCAUUCGCAAAAUACUGGACAUGGUCUUCUCCCAGCAUGACCUGGCUUGGAUGGAUGACCUUCUGCCAGAUAAAGAGAAGAAGAAGAAGGAGGAUGACAAGAAGGGGGGGAAAGACAAGAAAAGGCCCAAAUUGGAAGCCAGUGAAGAGGAGGAUAAGUACAGCCCUUACUCCAACCAUUCACCAAGUUCAGAUUCAGACUUGGAUCGCAGCAUUACCCUACACCUGAAGAUCUCCUGCCCGUCAUCUCCAGCCAUGCCAAUGGGGCGAGGGAUGGCCUGCCCCGUCCCACAGGUCAAGAUAGAGAUGGAAUCUGACGACGACUCGGACAUGGAUCACCACCGGCCACGAGACAUGAGCGGCGAGACGACGUUAUGAAGUGGACCCUUGCAAGAUGUGCUUCAGAGCGCCAAGUGUCCCAGACAGCAGACACCUCAAUAAUUCUUAUGAACCAGUGGGUUCCUCAUAAAUGUAUUGAACUUAUAAGAAAUUAAGCUUUCAUGUGUUGUACAACUCUUCCUUUGAUGUAUCAUUGCGUACGUAGCAUUUUCUCAAUACGAUAUACUAUAUAACGUACCAUACUGUCGUGUCGGCCUCGGUAUAGUGUUAUGAUGACAGGCUGACUUGUCCCUCAAAAGUAAACAGAGGUUUAUUUAUGAUACAGUAUAGGCCAUUUACAUGACAUUGUAAAGUUAUAUUUUCAAUAAUUUUACUAUGUAAUGUAUUGUGUACUGCUGUACUGCAUGUAUGUAUGACCCCUCAGAACCAGCUUGCUUUUGACCAUGGCCU